This is a messenger RNA of Salmo salar (Atlantic salmon), 4069 nucleotides long. Its product is annotated as RING finger protein 150. Lineage: Eukaryota; Metazoa; Chordata; Actinopteri; Salmoniformes; Salmonidae. The record is from RefSeq and is a predicted model, not a curated record.
GUCAAAAAACAACACAGCAUUUCGUUCACUACUCUCACCGAACUAACGAUUUAUCUAGCUAAAGUUGGAGGGUAGUUACAGUUUUCGUCGUGUUUACCGUGAACGUAUUAUUUAUUUAAUUUAAAUUAAUUUCUUUAUUUUUUUUUUAAAGACACGACGAGGUUUAUGAAAAUGGAAAUUAGUUCGUUUAGCCGCGAUGCUAACGUUAGCUAGCCUAGCAGGAGGAGGUGUUUUCACUAAUAAAUAAAAACUGAUAGAGAAAAACACAUCCCGCUAGUUAUUUAAGGAUUAAACUAGAUUAGGUAUCGGCUCGACUAACAUUACAUUCUGCCUGACGGACAGUGAGAAAAAAAACAAUAAGUUAACUAUGGCCAUGUCCUUGAUCCAGGCCUGUCGAAAUUUGGCUUUAUCUACAUGGCUUUUAUCGUUUUGUUUCGUACGUCUCCUCUGUUUGGAUUUCACCGUAGCCGAGAGAGAAGAGUGGUACACAGCUUUUAUUAAUAUCACUUAUAUAGACCCGGUCACUUCUAAGUUUCGGACGGAGAAGACUGAAUGCGGUCGAUACGGAGAACAAUCACUGAAACGCGACGCUAAAGGAGUCGCGGUAUUACCGUCUCUAUCCCGGGACUGGCAAGCUUGUGAUCCCGGUACACAGUUCGCGGUUCCGGUCCAAGGUAAUGCUUGGAUAGCUCUGAUAGCCAGUGGAAACUGCACCUAUAAAGAUAAGAUUCGACACGCAGCGAACCAAAACGCAUCGGCCACCGUUAUAUUCAACGUUGGAUCCGGUAACGCCAAUGAUACAUUCACCAUGCCAUAUUCAGGUAUGGGUGAUGUGGUCGCCGUCAUGAUCCCAGAACCUAAAGGUCGCGAGGUCGCCGCUCUGCUGGAGCGGAACGUCACGGUAACCAUGCACAUCACCAUAGGAACGCGUAACCUCCAGAAGUACGUGAGCAGGACGUCGGUGGUGUUCGUCUCCAUCUCCUUCAUCAUCCUGAUGAUCAUCUCUCUGGCCUGGCUCGUCUUCUACUACAUCCAGAGGUUCAGAUACGCCAACGCACGAGACCGUAACCAGAGGCGUCUGGGAGAUGCAGCUAAGAAGGCCAUCAGUAAACUGCAGGUCAGGACCAUCAGGAAGGGAGACGGAGAGACUGAGUCAGAUUUUGAUAACUGUGCCGUGUGUAUCGAGGGCUACAAGCCAAAUGAUGUGGUCAGGAUACUACCGUGCAGACAUCUGUUCCAUAAGAACUGUGUGGACCCUUGGCUACUGGAUCACAGGACCUGUCCCAUGUGCAAGAUGAACAUCCUCAAAGCCCUGGGCAUCACUUUAAAUGCAGACUGUCUGGAUGACGUGCCAUUGGACUACGAGAUGAUGAGUGUGGGUGGGGGGGUUGGGGGUCUGGGCCUAGAGGCUGUGGUGUCGGGAGGGUCCAGUGACGGGACCCUCAGCGAGGGAGGAUCGGUGGUUCUGGACCCGGGGGUGCGGAGGGUGGGGCUCCCCCAAGACUACCACGACCCUGACCCUCUGAGGGACAGUCCCAUUACUGCUACUACUGAGACACAUACAGGUGAGUUCCAGCCCAUGACCAGCAGUGCGUCCCUGGUGAUCGCCGUGGAAACGGGGCUGUCGGACGAAGACCUGUCACUAGAACAAUUAACCCCUACUGGGGACAACAAGUCCUGAGACCACAGAGCCUAACUGGGGUCACACCGGUACCAGAACCAUGACGGUACCGGGCCCCUGGGACAGAGGAUGGAGACAUACCUGCAGGCUUGAUUUUUACUUGGACUAUGGCUGCAUGGAUGGACCUACCUGGCUAUGGACAUACCUGGGAUGGACCUACCUGGCUAUGGCUACCUGGGAUGGACAUACCUGGCUAUGGACAUACCUGGGAUGGACCUACCUGGCUAUGGACAUACCUGGGAUGGACCUACCUGGCUAUGGCUACCUGGGAUGGACCUACCUGGCUAUGGCUACCUGGGAUGGACCUACCUGGCUAUGGACAUACCUGGGAUGGACCUACCUGGCUAUGGCUACCUGGGAUGGACCUACCUGGCUAUGGCUACCUGGGAUGGACCUACCUGGCUAUGGCUACCUGGGAUGGACCUACCUGGCUAUGGACAUACCUGGGAUGGACCUACCUGGCUAUGGCUACCUGGGAUGAACAUACCUGACUAUGGCUACCUGGGAUGGACAUACCUGGCUAUGGCUACCUGGGAUGGACCUACCUGGGAUGAACAUACCUGAGAUGGACCUACCUGGGAUGAACAUACCUGACUAUGGCUACCUGGGAUGGACAUACCUGGCUAUGGCUACCUGGGAUGGACCUACCUGGCUAUGGCUACCUGGGAUGGACCUACCUGGCUAUGGCUACCUGGGAUGGACCUACCUGGCUAUGGCUACCUGGGAUGGACCUACCUGGCUAUGGCUACCUGGGAUGGACCUACCUGGCUAUGGCUACCUGGGAUGGACAUACCUGGCUAUGGCUACCUGGGAUGGACCUACCUGGCUAUGGCUACCUGGGAUGGACCUACCUGGCUAUGGCUACCUGGGAUGGACAUACCUGACUAUGGCUACCUGGGAUGGACCUACCUGGCUAUGGCUACCUGGGAUGGACCUACCUGGCUAUGGCUACCUGGGAUGGACAUACCUGACUAUGGCUACCUGGGAUGGACCUACCUGGCUAUGGCUACCUGGGAUGAACAUACCUGAGAUGGACCUGCCUGGGAUGGACAUACCUGACUAUGGCUACCUGGGAUGGACCUACCUGGCUAUGGCUACCUGGGAUGGACCUACCUGGCUAUGGCUACCUGGGAUGGACCUACCUGGGAUGACCAUACCUGAGAUGGACCUGCCUGGGAUGAACAUACCUGACUAUGGCUACCUGGGAUGGACCUACCUGGCUAUGGCUACCUGGGAUGGACAUACCUGACUAUGGCUACCUGGGAUGAACAUACCUGACUAUGGCUACCUGGGAUGGACCUACCUGGCUAUGGCUACCUGGGAUGGACCUACCUGGGAUGGACAUACCUGGGACGGACCUACCUGGGAGGGACCUACCUGGGAGGGACCUACCUGACUAUGGCUACCUGGGAUGGACAUACCUGACUAUGGCUACCUGGGAUGGACAUACCUGACUAUGGCUACCUGGGACGGACAUACCUGGGAGGGAUCUACCUGGGAUAAGAUCACAUGUAGUGGGUCACCUCGUACCUACAUGGAGAAUAGACUGGCUAUGGUGUCCUGGUCACCUGUCCUGUAUGGAUGGUGGAGCUGUAACUACAGUAUGGAGUAAAAGGUAUGGCUAUACCUUUCUGAGGUAUUGACUUGGUGUUGGUUGGUUACCUGGUGAGGUAUUCUGUGUGUCAUGGAGCUGUUACUUGGAGCUCACGUACGGAUCUGGAACAAGUGUUUCACAAUAAGAGUUCAGAUCACUCAGAUGACCAAUUAUGGAAACAACGGAACUUUGGGAUCUUCUUCUAAACCUUAUAUCUCUGAAACGGGACCUUAUAUCUCUGAAACGGGACCUUAUAUCUCUGAAACGGGACCUUAUAUCUCUGAAACGGGACCUUAUAUCUCUGAAACGGGACCUUAUAUCUCUGAAACGGGACCUUAUAUCUCUGAAACGGGACCUUAUAUCUCUGAAACGGGACCUUAUAUCUCUGAAACGGGACCUUAUAUCUCUGAAACGGGACCUUAUAUCUCUGAAACGGAACCUUAUAUCUCUGAAACGGGACUUUGGGAUCUUCUUAUAAACCAUAUAUCUCUGAAACGGGACCUUAUAUCUCUGAAACGGGACCUUAUAUCUCUGAAACGGGACCUUGUCCACCAUCACACACAGUACUGUUGUAGCUUACAUGACACUACUAGAGGUUCACUCAAUACUACUGUAAAAACGACGACGUCAACAACCGAUGCAGAUAUUACAGACACCACCACCAAAAAAAUAAAUAAAUAAGACCUCUGGGAGAUGUAGUCAGUGAACUGCUCUGAGAUUUACCUGUAAUGAGGCUGUCUCUACCUACGGUAACCAUGGAUACGAACACACAACUACAGUAGUGUUACCAGAAC